This is a messenger RNA of Lontra canadensis (Northern American river otter), 1484 nucleotides long. It is a transcript of the gene LMNTD1, whose product is annotated as lamin tail domain containing 1. Gene Ontology annotation, cellular component: nuclear envelope; cytoplasm. Bases 181 to 1395 code for a protein of 404 amino acids. The transcript is spliced from 9 exons. Lineage: Eukaryota; Metazoa; Chordata; Mammalia; Carnivora; Mustelidae. The record is from RefSeq and is a predicted model, not a curated record.
CAGUGAAGGCCACACACCUUCACCUUGAUUUGCAUAAUAUGAUUAACCAGUACUAGUAUUGGCUAUGUCAGUGCUUACAUACUUACUUUAGAAACCUGGUUCUGGCACCAGCUUGGGAAAGAAAUUAUUAGAUCUGGCAGAUGGUUUGAGGAAAGAAAAGAGAAUUUUCUCCUAGCCAAAAUGAAAGGCACGCAAGCCAGUCAGAAAACUUCGGUGGCCCUGCAGAGUGAACUUCAUGAGCAGGAAGAUAAAAUGAAGAAUCAAACACAAAGAAAAGAUACCCAAGACAGUCUCCUAAUGACACAGAGAUCUUUAGCACAUUUUUUUUCGACAGCAAAUUCAGAUACAACGCUAUCAUUUCCAUGGUCAUUAUCCUAUGAAAUGCCUCUUGAUUACACUCUGUCUAGCCCUCACUUUAGUGGACUAACUGUAUCAACAAUUGGGCAGAAGACUCCUAAAACUACAGGAGUGGGACUUUCCAGAUCAGAAAACAGCUUGGGAAUCAACAGCUCCAUAAUGACAAGGAGACAGGCUCUGCCAUACCUUGCUCCUGAGAUACCAGUAACUGGGGAAGGAGAAGAUUACUUCCUAUCUUUGUUUGGCGAUACAAAGAAACUUCUUUCACACUCACCCCCUGCAGAGAAAGCCUGGAAACACUUUUCUAUGAUUCUUGAAGAAGUAGGCCAAUCUAGAUCCAGUGCUCUUGGAGACAUUAAAAUAGCUGAAGUGAAUGUCAAGGGUUUAUUUGUGAAACUCAUUAACUCUUCCCUUGACAAAGAAUUGGAGAUUGGAGGUCAUAUUCUCCAGCAAAAUGUGAAUGGACAAACAGUCUCUUUUUACCGCUUCCUUCCAAAUAUCACAAUGCAGGCCAAUUGCACAGUAACAGUGUGGGCAGCUGUAUCUGAAGCAAAGCAUCAGCCACCAUCAGAUUUUCUUUGGAGAGAACAAAACAAGUUUAGAACAAGCCCAAACUGUACAACGAUUUUGUGCAAACCUAAUGGUGAAGCUGUUGCCUGGUACACUCCUAUUCACUGGAAGCAAGCGUGGGAGAAAUUAGAGACUGACAUUGAAUUUGACAGACGCUCAGUUGUAAGUCCAACAUCUCAAAGACACAUGUUUAGUUGGCCAGCAGCUGUAACUACAACUAAAGAAAAACAAGAUAAAUGUAAUAAAGAUAAUUCAAAAUGUCAGAUGGAGCAAGUUAAAGUUUUUCUUAGAAGAGAAAUUGAAAACCGACCAAGCCCCUUUCCCAAUAGCAGCCCUUGGUGCCACAGUCCCAGUGCCCCUGCACACCCCUACAGUCCUCUGAUUGAAACUUGCAGUACGUGUGUGGCUGGAAGCGGCUUAGACAGACACCGAAGGCCUAAGUCAUCCAGGCCUGAUCGAGCCCAGUAAGAGUCACACUGCAGUGGUCCUGGUCCCUGCUGGGGCUGUUUGUACCAUUUUGGAUGGGCUCUAGCCAAGGGCAUAUUGGAUGAAGGAAG